This is a messenger RNA of Scomber scombrus (Atlantic mackerel), 2142 nucleotides long. Its product is annotated as Bardet-Biedl syndrome 7 protein-like. Bases 1 to 2142 code for a protein of 713 amino acids. Lineage: Eukaryota; Metazoa; Chordata; Actinopteri; Scombriformes; Scombridae. The transcript has 19 exons. Gene Ontology annotation, cellular component: axoneme; membrane; BBSome. The record is from RefSeq and is a predicted model, not a curated record. Gene Ontology annotation, biological process: intracellular transport; intracellular protein localization; non-motile cilium assembly.
AUGGAGAUCUAUCUAAAUCAAGUUGACUACAUCCAGGUUGGUGCAACAUCCCAGAAAACUAUGAGGCUGCUCCCAAGACUUGGAAAAAAGGCAACACAGAAGGUUGCUAUUGCAGAUCAUGAUGGUAUAGUUACAUGUUUUGUGAUGAAGAGGGGUGAAGCAGUGCUCGUGCUUAAAACACUUCCAUGGCAGAAAAUAUCCAGACUGGACCUCGGAGGAGCUGCGGGAACUCCACAGGAGAAAAUCUUUGUCUGUUCUGGUUCUCGGAUCCGAGGAUUUACCAAGAAAGGGAAACAGUUCCUCACCUUUGAAGUCAACCUCGCCAGGGACAUUAAUGCCAUGCAUGUCUUAGGCGCCAACCUUUUUGUGUGCGCGAGUUACAUCUACAACCACUACUGUGACUGCAAGGACCAAGACUACUACCUCUCUGGAGACAAAAUCAAUGACAUCACAUGUUUGUCCUCAGAGAAUCUGACUCGCUUCGUCCCGGUUCUGGCGUGCCAAGAUCGGGUCCUCAGGGUCCUGCAGAGAUCUGAGCUCGCCUACGACAUUAAAGUCCCUGGCCCUCCAUCUGUCUUGGAGCUGUACAACAAAGAUGGAGGUGAGUUAGCCAAGGAAAUCCUUUAUGGAACUACAGAUGGACAAAUAGGAUUGGUUGAGAUUGGUGAGAGCUCAGCUGCAACUAAAUGGGAGAUUGACAAUGACAAAAAGAAAGGAGGAAUUCUCUGCAUUGACACAUAUGACAUUAUUGGAGACGGAGUGAAUGACAUCCUGGUGGGCAGGGAUGAUGGGACGGUGGAGGUUUAUGGAUUUGACAACUCAAGUGAGCCAGCGUUGCGCUUUGAGCAUGUUUUAUCAGAGAGCGUGACCUCCAUCCAGGGUGGCUGCGUGGGUAAAGAGUCCUAUGAUGAAGUCUUGACUGCCACUUAUACAGGAUGGGUGACUGGUUUGACCACUGAGCUCCAGAAGGGUGAACUCGGCCCCGGAGACGAGGUCAGGAUAAGUAAAGAGACCCAGUCCAAAGUGGAAGCACUCAGGGUGGAGUUAGAGCAGCUGCAAGCCCAAGUCCUGCAGGGCCGUCAACUGUACUAUCAGACCUUUCAGCCCACUAUCUUUAUUGUGCCCAACUUCAGCAUUAAUGACACCUUCACCCUCUGCCAGGAUGAUGCCUCCUACAGCCUCACCCUGGAGGUGCAGGCUGGCAUCGACAACCUGCUGCUCCAGAGCGACGUUCCCAUAGAGUUGCUGGACGUGGACAAGGACUUUGUCGUUGUCAGUUUGAGUGAAUGUGACUCAGAGCCGAAUGGGAGCUUCCUCCUGGCGACCUGCAGAUGUAUGGCCUACACUACCAGACUUAAGAUCAAGGUGAGGACUAUUGAAGGACAGUAUGGCACCCUGCAGGCUUAUGUUACCCCCAGACUGCAACCCAGGACCUGCAAGGUUCGCCAAUACCAGAUUAAACCUCUGUCUCUCCACCAGCGGACACACAGCAUAGACCAAGAAAGGCCCAUGAACAGGCUCAGUCUGGUGGGACAGUUCAGUUUUGCAGAGAUUCACUCUUGGGUGGGUUUAUGCUUGCCAGAGGUGCCAGAUAAAACACCAGCAGGAGCAAACAUCACUUUCUAUUUCCACAACACUUUCCUCAGCACGCAGCUUGAAGCCACCUACUGCAAAGGGGAGGGUCACUUCAAAUCCGACAACAUCUCUACCAUUUCCAUACUGAGUGAUGUUCUUUCAAAGGAAGCGACCAAACGGAGAAUCAACCUGAACAUUUUACACGAUAUCAAUGAUGACUCUGUGAGCCAAACUCUUAAGAUUAUCCAUCCAAAACUAGAGUACCAGUUGUUGCUGGCUAAGAAAGUUCAGCUUAUUGAUGCACUUAAAGAGCUUCAGGUUCAGGAGGGGAACGCAGACUUUCUCAUCCCAGAGUAUCGCAGCAUCUUGGAUGAUUCCACUAUUCUCCUUGAAGAGUACAAGAAACACUCGGCACACCUUGAGAGGCUUUACGGCAUGAUCACAGACCUCUUCAUUGACAAAUUCCAGUUCAAAGGCCGAAAUGUGAAAACCAAGGUGUCCUCAUUACUGGGGAUUUUGGAUAAUUAUGACUUGAAUUCCCUGUUAGAUUUUUUCAAUGAGGCAUAA